AUGGCAAACGAUCUGAUCUCACACGCCGCGUCGGAAGUUGAGCGCACCGGUGGAGUGCUCCUGCGGCAGGGCGGCAAGGAGUUCAAAGGAGUCAUCUCCCAUGGAAAGGCUGAGGCAGAGGAUUUGAUAUUCACAUUCGGUGAAGCCACCCAGGACACCAUCAAGCUCGCGAUUGACAAGGCCGGCAAGGAAAUGAGGCUUUUGUCCGGUGAGCUGGCCCAGCAUGCCGAGCUGCUUGUGAAGACUUCAGGGAGUGAAGUUCGCAUGUGCAUUGACCAUAUGGAGAAGAACGUGGCCUUAAUACUGGACAAGCUACCCCAGACUGCGGGGGAGGUGUCGCGCGAAGCUGCCUCGGGAUUUGUGAAGGGCCUUAGGGAUCAGUUUGGAUGGUCCAGCCCUCCUAGCUUGGUGGUUGAGGUGAGCAAAGCAAUUGAGGGCCAGAAGGUGUUGCUGCCGAAAAUUUUGGAGGCGGUGGCGGUUCAGCCAGAGUCGCAGCAGAAGCUCCAGUAUCAGGCAUUUUACCUCCUUUUCCAGACAAUUGGGACCAUGGUGAGGGACGAUUUCAGUCUUCAGCAGCGGUUCGCCCUUCAAUUCUACAUCUCUGCCGUUGCUCUACGCACAUGCUCGCCGGAGCAAGGAUUCCUUGGUGGCUAUGUCCCCGGCGCCUUGCGGAAACUCCCAACACAAAAUGAGCUUGAGGUUUUCACCAAGGAUUUGGUGAAGCUGGGGCAUCAGGAACACAUCAGGACAAGAGCUGUCGAUUUUCUCCAGGGCAUCAGGAAUCGUGAUGACGCGACCAUCCAAGAUGAGUUCUUCAGCAUCGUGCACGAACUGCUACCGCCGCGGCUGAAACAACUUCAGUCAGAUGCGGCAACAUCGCCAGCAAUCCCUCCAGCUCCACCACCUCGAGAGGCUUGCAAAACUCGCCUCCAAAAAGUGAAGCAGCAAACCAGCGACCUGAAAAGCUUUGCGGAGAGUUGCGAAGGCCGGUGCGAUAAGGAUGAGCAUGUGUGCGGGACAUUGAGACAGAAAUCCAGAAGAUCGACGCAGACUUCCCGGAAGUGCUCUCCAACUUCCUGGAGAACAGUGACCUGA
Symbiodinium natans is the source of this 1095-nucleotide messenger RNA. The record is from the annotation of a GenBank genome assembly. Lineage: Eukaryota; Dinophyceae; Suessiales; Symbiodiniaceae.